Molecule: messenger RNA, 1581 nt
Organism: Colletotrichum truncatum
Lineage: Eukaryota; Fungi; Ascomycota; Sordariomycetes; Glomerellales; Glomerellaceae
Product: allantoate permease
Biological process (GO): transmembrane transport
Cellular component (GO): membrane
Molecular function (GO): transmembrane transporter activity
Source: RefSeq, a predicted model, not a curated record
AUGCCAGUCGAGACGUCCUUAAACGAGGGACAGCCGAAGCCCAAAGACCCUGAAAUUGCGGAGAAGCGACCGUCCAUCGCGGGUAGCGUCGGCGAGGACCUCAAGGCUGGCCAGAUCGAGCUUCUCGAUGAGGCCGAAAUCUUCCUGCAGGAGAAUGGCAUUCCCCACUCGCGGCUUCGGGAACUUCUCCAGGACGAGGCUGCUCAGAAGAAGCUUGUGAGGCAUAUAGAUCUGACAUUGCUUCCCUUACUUAUGGGAACGUACCUUCUGCAAUACAUCGAUAAGCAGGCGCUGAGUUACGGAGCAGUCUUCGAUCUAUUCGAAACCACAAACACUAGUCAGAGCCAAUAUUCAUGGCUUGCCAGCAUCUUCUACUUUGCAUACCUCGUCGCGGAAUGGCCGGCGAGUUAUCUUGCUCAGCAUUUCCCUACCGGCACCGUUGUUAGCAUUUUCGUCCUCUGCUGGGGCACAGUUCUGACAUGCACGGCGGCGUCUCACAGCUUCGCUGGCCUGGCGGUCUGCCGAUUCUUGCUCGGCGCGUUUGAGGCUGUGAUCACACCCUGCUUUAUGAUCAUCACUAGCAUGUGGUACACAAGAUCGGAAGCCCCCGUACGCGCAGGAGCCUUUUACUGCUUCAACGGUUUUGGCUCCAUGAUUGGUGGCAUCUUAUUCUACGGGGUUGGCCAAGCUGACGGCUGGGAUGUCUGGAGAAUAAUCUUUGUCAUUUGCGGUGGUAUGACCAUCGUUUGGGGCGUGGUUCUCUUCUUCUUUUUGCCCAACAACAUCCUCACAGCCAAGCGAUAUACCGUUGAGCAGAAGGCUCUUCUGAUCGCCCGCAGUCAGAGCAACAAGACCGGUGUCUUUAGCAGCAAGAUCAAGCCUGCACAGAUCAAGGAAGCGUUCAAAGAUCUUCAAGUCUGGCUUUUGUUCUUCUACACCUUGCUCAACGAAAUCGUCAACGGUGGCAUCGCCAACUUUGGUAAGCUGAUCGUAAAGGGUUUCACCAAAGAUGCUCUUUUGACUACCGCUUACGGAAUCCCUUAUGGCGCUUGGGUUGCUUUUUUCAUCUUUACAGGCCCGUUCUGUGCCUCACGUUUCAAGAACUUCCGUACAAUUGUCAUGAUGACUUGGGUAUUGCCGACGCUCAUCGCAGUCUCUCUGUUCCUGAAACUGGACAGGGGCAACAAGAACGGCUUGCUGAUGGCUUAUUACAUUAGCCCCUCAUUCGUUGGCGCUUUAGUUGUCGCGCUUCAAAUGCCUGCCGCCAACGUUGCAGGUUACACUAAACGUGUUACCUCUACUGCUUUUGUCUUCCUUGCAUACUGUGUAGGCAACAUCAUCGGACCACAGGCGUUCCUCGCAUCCGAGGCUCCGAUUUAUGGGACUGGAUGCAAGGUCAUAAUGGGAUGUACUGUUGGUCAGGUCAUGCUCGCAAUUGCGAUUCGCAUUCUGCUCAUAAGGCGCAACAAGCAAAGAGAUGCUGAAGCUGAAGCCAGUGGCCAAAAUGCCGCUGACGAUGACGAUGAAGUGUUGAUGGACCUAACAGACUUUGAAAACAGGAAGUUCAGAUAUUCAUACUAG